UUCAAGCUGAUGUUAGAGUUAAGAGUUAGCUUUUUAAUAUCUUUGUUAUUUUCAGUUUCUAGUAGCUAUAAAUUAUUGCUAUUCAUAAUUUGAGAAUUUGAUAUUAAGACUUGAUUAUUUGGUUUGAGAUUGGAGAAUUUUGAUUGAGAUUUUCAUUUUGUCUUAAAUUUUUUUAAGAUUAUUUGUUCUACAUCAGGAAGGAAACAAACAGGGAUCUGCCAUACCUAGUGCAAAUGUCCACUCUUUGGUGUAAUGCUCUAAGCUGGUAAACCUUCUUAUUCUCAUGCAUGCUAUAAAAGGUGCAUGGGUUGGGCAAACAUUUGCCCUAGCUAAGUGCAAUGAGUCUGGAGGGAAGAAGUCUCGGAUUCGGCGUUCAAAGGAGGAAAGGAAGGCAAUGGUUGAAUCUUUUAUAAAGAAGUAUCAGAAAUCAAACAAUGAAAAUUUUCCAUCUCUUAACCUCACCCACAAGGAAGUUGGUGGGUCUUUCUACAUAAUACGGGAGAUUGUGCGAGAGAUAAUCCAAGAAAAUAGAGUGUUGGGUCCUGCUAAGUUGACUGAAGGGGACCAGAACACUGAUCAGUUCUUGGAACAAAAUCCACUGGGUUCAAUUUCCACAGCACCCAAAACUCUUUUGCCCAUACAAUCAAAUGGAAGUUCUUUUGUCUCUAGUCAUCAUAAGGAUGCAAGUGAUGAAUCAGUUUUGGUCACUGGGCUUUCUAUGGUAUCUGAAUAUAAAGAGUUUGACAGUGAGCAAAUUAUUAAUGGGAAUCUUGUAGAUGUGACCAAUGGAACUGAUAAAGUGGCAAUUGUAGAGUUGCAAGUAAUUGAACCUCUGGAAAGUGAUAAAAGUGGUAAAGAACUGGCUGCAAUCACAUCUAAAGUCACUCAGAUAACAGCAGAUGUAGUAGUAGAGACAUUUCCAUUGCAUCCUGUUGCUAAACCAACUGACAGCAUUGAUGGAAGCUCUAGCGAAGUAAUGAAAUUAAAUGGAAAUUUGGAUCAAACAGAAAAUUUGAAGGUAAAUGUGAGUCCAGAAAAUGCCAGUUCUAAGUUAGAUGAUAUGAAUUCCUCUGAGGUUUCUAUUUUGACAUAUGAGAAAGAAGUGGAAAACAAUGUGGAUCUAUUGUCAGAGAACAACUCUGAUUUAGCCGAUAAGAAAGUGGUGGAAAACAUUUCAGAUCCACUAUUAGAAAGCUCAGAUUGCUCUACCGGGGAAACUGCCGUUGAUGAUACUCACAAUGGUGCAGCACUAGAGGUAUCUUGUAAUGAUGUUUUAACAUCUGAAACAAAAGAACAAAACCAAGCAAUUGUUAGAGAGGCAAUAAAUGCUUCCAAUGGCAUCCACCCAAACAUUCGAGGCACUUACACUGGCAGCAACAGCGGGAAGUCAACAUCUGAGGGGGCUGUUGUGGUUGAAAGUAAAGUUGAUGUGCAGCAUGUCAAUUCCAAGAGAGGAACCGAUAAAACGUUAGACAGAAUUAAUCUUGAAUCAUGGAAAGGGACACCAAAAAGUGCUGCAGAAUCCGAAACUAACUCCUUUUGGGCUAUUUUCAACUCCUUUAUUGCAGCCUUUAAAAAAUUCUGGUUUGAGUAGCAGUUUGGCAUGUUUUUGAAUUUGGAGAGUAAAAAAAAAUUACUAGGGUUUUACUCACAUUGGUGCAUGUGGUCAUUUUUCUGUUAUGUUCCCAAUUUCAUCCGAUUUAGCAUGCUAAAUGUUUAUACGGUACCAAAUACUGAUUAUGGUAUUACAAGAGUUCCCUGGUUAUAUCGGUGGCUCAAGUUGAAUGUUGUGAUGGGGCACUUAUUAUUCCAUGGACAGAAUUGGAUUUGCGACUCAAGCCAUUUAGUAGUAUGGUUAUAGUUAGUCCAAUGUUCCUUGGGACUUCAAAUUCGAGUUGAAUGCUAUGAAUGCAACAAACGUUAUUUCACGAACGGAAUUAGAUUGCACUUAAAAUGCCAUCGAGCGGUACUUUUUAUAGGUAUAUGUUCAUCCGUUUUCUUUGAUGUGCCGAGUACGUAGGAUGACAAGCAAGAAAUGCAGGGGAAAUGUGAUUUUCUGGAUCCCUGCUUAUGCAUCCGAAAUCUGCGAGUCCUGUUCAUGAUCAUAUUUGUACUUUUAAUAUUUAUAGAUGUGGCACCCCAGCCAAAUUCUAUACCAAUCUAACCAACAUCUUAAUGUUUAUUUAACUCUUUGUUGCCUAGUUGUGAGUGCCAUAAGAUUUGAGCUGCCUAUUAUCCUAGUUAACAAAGCUACGUAGCUGCAAUAAUUUGGUAUUUUAUCAUAAGCUAGAACUGUAAUCAUAAAAAGGUCAUGGAAACGGAAGAUGAUGUUUUUCGUGACUUAAAAGUGGAAAAUAGUGAAGAUCUUCGCUGUUUGUUUUAAAUUAUUAAAUGACGCAUGUAUAAAAAUACUAAUAAAAGGUUCAUAGUUGUUCACGUCACCUAUCUUGUUUUUCUUUUAAAACCAAAUUUAUGCUGCAUUUUAUUAACUUAUAAUGAUUGAGUUUUGUCUAAGAUUUACACUCAAAUAAAGGUUUUAUUGGCCGAUGCAACAAUGGAGAA
Molecule: messenger RNA, 2562 nt
Organism: Durio zibethinus
Lineage: Eukaryota; Viridiplantae; Streptophyta; Magnoliopsida; Malvales; Malvaceae
Source: RefSeq, a predicted model, not a curated record